Suncus etruscus (white-toothed pygmy shrew) is the source of this 285-nucleotide messenger RNA. It is a transcript of the gene SMIM41, whose product is annotated as small integral membrane protein 41. Lineage: Eukaryota; Metazoa; Chordata; Mammalia; Eulipotyphla; Soricidae. The record is from RefSeq and is a predicted model, not a curated record. The transcript has a single exon. Bases 1 to 285 code for a protein of 94 amino acids.
AUGAACACUUCGCAGGCUGGAUCGGCAGCUCGGGCUGCCUGGCUGAGCUCUUGCUGCAACCAGUCCGGGGGCCCUACUGAGGCCCUCCAGGGGUCGCACGCAGUGGUGCAGGUGGUCGUGCUGGGCGUGCUGUCACUUCUGGUGCUCUGCGGUGUCCUGUUCCUGGGCGGUGAUCUCCUCCUCCGCGCACAGGGGCUCACCCAGCUGCUGUCCCGCGAGCACCACGAGCCCCCCGAGGCCGAGCCCCGUGGCACCAGCGAAGGUGAAGAUUCUGAAGAUACCUAG